CUCGUGUAAACAACAAGUAAAUCAAUGAAAGACGAGUAAAUGACAAGAGAAACAGCCAGGAUAUGCACAUGCCACAUUGUUUCACAUCGACGUGUAUACUCCAGUGGCAUAAGAUCGACUGACGCGUCGAAAGGUACAGCCUAUUGCGCUUGCGUUCAUAUAAAUUAGAGAGUGAAAUGUAAUAUCUAUAUCAUUUUUUUACUACCAGCAAUUUACUUAUGUCGUGAAACGUUUUCUUAUAAUGCACACACUUUCGCAUUAUUUGAUACAUUUACAAUAGCAGGUGUUUCUCGCUGUAUAAGAAAAAUUAUGGCAAAUUACUAAAUAUUCGCUCUUUUCUCGUUUUAACAACAGCAUAUAGAUAGAAACUAUUUUAUAAAAAAGAAGACAUAAAGUGUCUUUGUCAGUAGAUCAGUCCGACAGGUUCCAUUGACAACGUUGCUGCAUCCGUCGCGCAAAAUGGUAUUUGUUGGCAAACGCUGUUUUAAGCUUCAUCGAAUUAUGCUUAUGAUUAUAGGAUUAUGGCCAUAUCAGAAACCAUUUAUCUGGCGAAUACAAUCAGUUUUCUUCUUUAGUACAUACUGCUGCACCUUAUUUUUUCAGUUGUCGACGUUUGUAACGAUGACAUGUAAUAUGGACUGUAUUUUAAAAAGAUUUUCAUAUAUUUGUAUUUGUUGCGUUUACAUUUUGAGUUACUACGCUUUUUAUUUCAAUUCUGAAAUUGUAAAACAGGUAAGGAAAACGUUGCAACAUAUUCAGUUUGAUUGGAAAAUGUUUGAAAACAGCGAUAUAAUGAAUGUUUUUGAAGAAUACCUCUUCGAAGCUUAUAUUUUCGUAUUUUCUGCGUUGAUUUUUGUUAUCCUUUCUGCAAUCAUAUUUACAAUUUUUGAAUGUAGAUCUAUUAUUCUUGAUGUUAUCGCACCAAUAAAUGAAUCCCGACCACGUAAAAUUGAAAUGGAUUUUGAACUUUUCGUCGAUCAAGAGCAGUAUUUCGUUUUGUAUUUAGUACAAGAGAUACUAGGAGGAUUUAUCGGUGGCUGGGCGAUACUUACGGCCGCAACGUUCCUAACUACAGUAAUGAAACACUUUUGUGCAACAUAUAAAAUUGCUAGUUAUUUAAUUCAAAAUACAGUGACAGUACACACGCUACACCUUCCUGUUGCUCAAAGAAUGCAAUUUAUGCAUCGAAGCAUUUGUCUUUCAGUUUAUAUUCAUAAAAGAACUUUGAAGUUCUGCAAAGGCCUCUUUUUUUCGUUUGGUUUGUGGUACUUCCCGUUACUUUUAAUUUGCGUACUGUCUUUAAGUUGCCUUCUAUUUCGUUUGUAUAGUGCUCUAAUGCAAUUCAAUGACCUCCGUGAUAUUAUAAUGUCCUGUGCGAUUUUAUUUUCUUAUUUCGUAUACAUGCUUAUGGCAAAUUUUCUUGCACAAUCUUAUACCGAACACAGUGUUGGACUGUUAAAAUCUACGUAUGAUACUCUUUGGUAUGUAGCGCCAUUACAGAUACAAAAUUUGUUCUUAAUUAUGCAAAAAUCUAUAAGGAGCCAUAAAAUAGUAGUGGGUGGUCUUUUUGUUGCGUCCAUAGAAGGAUUUUCUACGGUAAUAAAUGUUACGUCUGUCUUAACAUGCGUAUUAGCUUGUGUGAAUAUAUUUAAUAGUUCCUGAUAAACAUUUAACAAUUACGAUUAUACGGAGGAGAAUUCUCGUUUCAGCUUGUGACUUCAGCUAUAUCAUAUUUUACUGUUAUGAACGCUAUGCGUUUAUGAGUGACGAAGAAAUAGCGAAGAAGAUAUAGUUAGAGCAACGCUGACAUGCUUUAUAAUUGUUCUUAGAAAGAUAAGUGAUGAAAGCGUUUAAAGAAAGAAAGGAGCUAUCUAUGUUAUACAGAAUGUUUCACAUAAGGGUAAAAACCUUUCGCCCAUAGGUAGAUCUCGUCAAAUUGAAGAGAAAAGUCUUGUACCACUUUGCAAACAACCACCUAAAAUUUUGAGAUAUUAAUGAAAGAAGAUUAGCGAAUCAGUACGCACAUUAGUGCGCCUCGUGCAGCGAGGUCGUUGGUAGGUUAUCACUGAAUGGAGAGGGUGUGGCGCGCCUCAUUGUCAGUGAGCGUGCGACGAUUCGCAAGACCAUGCUACAAAGUACGCUUUCUGGCAGCGCUGCCAAUUCCGUAUUUCCACCCCCGUGAGGAUACAAACGAAACGAAAAGCGGUACAAAUGGAUACAAACGAUUAGGAAACAGCACCCGCUUUCAGAAUUUGAAUAUCUUUAAAACUGGCAAAAUUACCUCUUACACGAUGUUUCAAAAUGUCAUAUUUCCACUCCCGUGAGGGUAGAAACGAAAUGAAAAGCGAUACAAACGGGUACAACGAUACUUAAUCGAAUAGUAUUUGGAAGAUUGCUGUAUCUCAAAAUGAGGUGCUGGUCAUUUUUCAACCCUUUGUAACUUCCACCCCU
This is a messenger RNA of Ooceraea biroi (clonal raider ant), 2451 nucleotides long. RefSeq lists its product as uncharacterized. Gene Ontology annotation, molecular function: olfactory receptor activity; odorant binding. Gene Ontology annotation, biological process: sensory perception of smell; detection of chemical stimulus involved in sensory perception of smell. Gene Ontology annotation, cellular component: plasma membrane. The record is from RefSeq and is a predicted model, not a curated record. NCBI's taxonomy places the organism in Eukaryota, Metazoa, Arthropoda, Insecta, Hymenoptera, Formicidae.